Pantherophis guttatus is the source of this 4538-nucleotide messenger RNA. RefSeq names its product G protein-coupled receptor 37 (gene GPR37). Lineage: Eukaryota; Metazoa; Chordata; Lepidosauria; Squamata; Colubridae. The record is from RefSeq and is a predicted model, not a curated record. Gene Ontology annotation, biological process: positive regulation of MAPK cascade; adenylate cyclase-inhibiting G protein-coupled receptor signaling pathway. Gene Ontology annotation, molecular function: prosaposin receptor activity; G protein-coupled peptide receptor activity. Gene Ontology annotation, cellular component: plasma membrane; signaling receptor complex.
CGCCUCUGCAAAAGAUCAACAAGAAGGAGGAAGGUCCUGCUUUUGUCUUAGGAACCAAGAGAGGCAAGGAGCAACGAGUUCUGCCCCCCGCCGCGUCCUCUCCCCUCUCACGGCUUCCAUUCCGGAGCCGCUUCACAGAGAAAGAAGCGCUGGACUGCCCGAAGCCAGGGAAGCGCGGCGCGUGCGCACUCGGAGACCUCCAGCCUCUUCUCCCCGCUCCCUCCCUCCUUUCCCCACCUUUACUCCCAAGCGCGAGCGGAGAUGUGAGGUGAAGCUUAGCGGAGGAGCGGCAGCCGCCAGGGGAAGCCGUUUGCCCGCCUCUGGAGCCUGAGGCAAAGAAAGAAAGAAAGCGAGAGAAAAGGAAAGGGAGUCGAGCGGGAAUUUCCACCGGCCGCGACAGAACAACAGUCGCCGCCCCGUGUCCUUCCCACCCACCCCCCUCAGCGCGAGGCUGUCUCCAGUCCGCAGAUUCAGAAGCUGCCCCCUUUUCGUGCCCGGCUGGCAGGCGCAGGUAGGGCGGGAGGAGCAACAUGUUGUCGGCUCUCGAGCGGCGCUGCUCCCAACCUGCUCGUAUCUGACCCCGUGGAAGCAACUUUGUGGGCUCCCCCUUUAGCGGGGGACGAACGAACCGCUCCCUCCAAAGCGAAGAGUCGCCUCUUCUUCACUGCUGGCGACCCACCCCGCCUCAGCCGCUAAGGACCAGCCUCACCCCAGCUCUUGUUCGGUUCGCCACAAGGACCAGCCCUUCCGCGGGCUUCACCUGCCUCCGGGGAAAGUGCCUGAGGGAGCUCCGUUGCGCCUCCGGACCGAGAGGGCGAGGGGGCGAUUGUCCGCCCUCGCCCCAAGGAUCGUACCUCGCCCGCCGGCGAGCGGCUAGGGGAGGACGGCAAAGCCGGGCAGUCCAAGGCGACAAUCGCUGGGAAAAGGCGGAGCGCACACCGAGCGAGGCAGGGAGUGUAUCUCCAGCGGGGAAUCUUUCUUCGCGAUCCCGAAGCCGCGAUUGAUGCAACUUUCUUUGAUUUCUCCCCCGCGGGUUAACUGGGGGACGGAAGAAAACUCUCCCGCCCGGAAAGGGGAUUUCUUAUUUCGUGGUUUUAUUAUUUUCUUCGGAGGAGGAGGGGGAGGAGGUUAGUUCCUCCUCAUCUUUUAAUUGCUCCUUCUUGAAACGGCGGGGCCAUGUGGUGAGGGCAUGACUCGAACUUGACACCUCUCGAGGAAAUCAUCAGGGUUUAUUUCUCGACAAAAAGAGAUUCCUCGCCUUUCUUCUGCUUGGGAAUCGGUUGGUGAAAUGAGUUUAAGUGGCAGCUCUUCCAGCUUGGGCAAACACUGUUACUAAGGGUGUGGUUGGAGGCUACCUACCAGGUCCUUGGCUGACCAUGCAUCUUCUCAAAGCGACAUUUGGCUGGCUGUGGCAUAUGGGCACGCUGUAUAUCUUUGCCCAAGCAACAUUAAACAGAGAUGGUGUUGUCAGAAAAGGUCGGGAGUGUGAAUUGUGGUGCCAGACAGCUCCUCCGCUACUUCAACAAGUGGCCCACAAACAAGAAGCAGCUUGGGUUGUGGGGCACUUAGGUGGCAUUCCUGAGAUUUCCUUACCCAAAGAGCAUCCAGUCAGACUCCAGGCUAAGGCUGGAGGUCAGGAGGGCUGGGCUCCAUUGAAGGAUUAUAGUGAUGCCCGCAAAGACUGGACGGUCACUCAGACUGUCAAGCAUGGAGAAGGUGUGCAAGGGGCUGGGGGUCACUUGGGAAAAAAAGACGAAAGUCAUUUGAGGCGAGAUUCUUCUGUAGCCUUGAGGACCAGAAGUGCUCUGAAGGCUGAAGAGUGGGAGAAGAGCUCAGCAAGAAUUGGGCGCAGGAAAUAUCCAAGAAGCAAGCGGGGGGCUGGUGAGUCCCAGGAUACAAGAGAAGCAAGAAAAAGUAAAACUUUCAAGAACAGGCACCACGUCAGUGUCUUCAAUAUCUCAGUGGAUAGUCAGACAACUCCCUUUCAUGGAGUUGUGGGGAAUGUUGUGCCUCAGGCAUUACCCUUGAAUGGCUCAGCCAGUCACAUGGCAGGAAGGGAACCUGCUGCCCUCAGAAAUGGGACCUUCCAACCACCUCAUGUAAAGAAUCCUUUUUACCCACUGACUCAGGAGUCCUAUGGUGCCUACGCAGUCAUGUGUUUGUCAAUAAUAAUCUUUGGCAUUGGGAUAAUGGGGAACAUGGCAGUGAUGUGCAUUGUCUGCCAUAACUACUAUAUGAGGAGCAUCUCCAACUCUUUGCUGGCCAACUUAGCCUUUUGGGAUUUCCUUAUAAUUUUUUUCUGCCUGCCUCUGGUGAUCUUCCAAGAACUCACCAAAAAGUGGCUGUUGGAGGAUUUCUCCUGCAAAAUUGUACCUUACAUUGAGGUAGCAUCUCUUGGAGUAACAACCUUCACAUUAUGUGCUCUCUGUAUAGACCGAUUCCGUGCUGCCACCAACGUGCAGAUGUAUUAUGAAAUGAUUGAAAACUGCACAUCUACAACAGCCAAACUGGCUGUGAUAUGGAUUGGAGCUUUACUGCUGGCUCUUCCUGAAGUGGUUCUGCGCCAAUUGACUAAAGAAAAUUCCGAAAUCAGUGGGAACCCACCUGUGGAACGAUGUGUGGUCAAGGUUUCUCCCCACUUACCUGACACAAUAUAUGUGUUAGCGCUUACAUAUGAUGGUGCAAGGCUCUGGUGGUACUUUGGCUGUUACUUUUGCUUACCGACACUUUUUACCAUCACUUGCUCAUUGGUGACUGCCAGGAAAAUCCGAAAGGUGGAAAAAGCUUGCACCCGUGGGAACAAGCGACAGAUUCAGCUGGAGAGCCAAAUGAAUUGCACAGUGGUGGCGUUGACCAUUUUGUAUGGUUUUUGCACCAUUCCGGAAAACAUUUGCAAUAUUGUCACUACCUACAUGUCCACAGGGGUAUCUCAGCAGACGAUGGACCUUCUCCAUCUGAUUAGUCAGUUUCUCUUGUUCUUUAAAUCUUGCGUGACUCCAGUUCUCCUCUUUUGUCUUUGUAAACCAUUCAGCCGAGCUGUUUUGGAGUGUUGCUGUUGCUGUUGCGAUGAGUGCAUUCAGAAGUCUUCUACAGUAACAAGUGACGAUAAUGACAAUGAAUAUACCACAGAGCUUGAACUGUCCCCUUUUAGUACGAUACGUCGUGAAAUGUCCACAUUUGCCUCUGUGGGAACUCACUGUUGAUUUUCCCUUUGAUCAGAAUUCUUUUCCAACUUAAAAUAAAGUUGGUUUGAGUUUUAGAUGUAAUUUCAGUUGGAUCCUGUUUUUUUUCCUAUGUUUGCAAAAGAAAAAGUAAAUUGUGUAAAAUUUAAAGAAUGCCAGUUUGUAUAUAACAACUUUUCUGUGAGAAAUAACUUUAGUUACUAAAAAGAACGGACUUAACAGGGAUCUUUAGAAUCAUUAUCUUGAUGGUGCUAGCAUUUCUUUAUUAAGGGAAGGUCGAACUAGUUUUGGCCACUUUCUUCUAUUAUUUAAACUAAUACAGAUUUUGGUUUGGGUAAUUAUUACUGGAAUUUCAUUCAUAAUGUUUAUAACAAGCAUUUCUAAAGUUGCAAUCCUAAAUAAAGAUACUUGAUAGUAAUCUUCUUAAAUUUAGACUUCUGCAUAAAUAUGCAAAGGAUUCCACUGUUUGUCUAUGAACUUUUUAAAAUAUGGAAACAAAUAUUAGUAAGUCCAUUUAUUUUGAGGCAUGUAAAUUAUGUGCCUAUAUAUUUUACUAAUGGGGUUUUAAACUGCUUAACCAAGAUCACUGUAUCCUUACCCCUCCCCCCAAAUGUUUUGACCAGACUAUGUGAUUUAGAGUGUUUGAGAAUAGUUUUAAGUUUGUUUGAUGUAAAUAAUUAUGAGAUAGUUUGACACAGAAACAAUAGUAUUUUUAUUGUAUUCCCUGUACUGUUAGCCAGCAAUUAAAUAAUUUUACCAAGUAAUAUAAGAAAAUUCCCAUAGGGGAAAGCAAUCAUUUUUAUGUUGACUUGUAAUAAAAUAACUAAGAUGGUCUUCAUAAUAUGCUGUUCCAGUCAAAAGCAUACAUCCUAUGCAUGUAUAUGCAUAAAGGUGUAAAGCCUCUUCCUUUGCCAGUAUGACCAACAAUAACCAUUUAUGGAGUAGAGUAGGAUAUAUAAUUGUAUGGGUGGCUUCUAAGUAUAAGCUCUAAUUGUAUGUUAACCCAUUGAAUUGGAAGUUAGAACAUAUCUGCACAACAGGUUCCCAAUAUUGUACACCUUUCAAAAAAUCGUAACAAAUCCCUUAAUUCUGCAGUACACAAUACUCAGGCUGAAGAUUGUUUCUUUUUAACCCAUUGUUGUAUGCAAAGGCAUGUAUUCUGUCUGUCCCAAUGGGGAUUCCCACUCAUAUUGGGUGUAUGACUUGUGAUUCUAUUAGUUUCUUUUUACAGUAUUUUCUACAAUAAAGGUAUGUCUUCAGUCUGUGUAUAUAACACUUGCUGUAAGUGAAAAUGCCAUUUGUAGGAAGUAGAGAAUUGCCACAGAAUUAGUGACAAUAAAUUUGGAAGGCUUACAA